AUGAGGAGCUUCGCAGAUUUGGAGGGGGGUAUAGCAGCGACUGGGAUUCAUGCUCGCGAUUUGGAUGGCUUACGGGGUUUCGAUUUGCGCGUGUGGCUGAGCGGUCGUCGUUGGAGAGCGGAUGAUCUAUUAUCAGAUGCGUGUUUCAUCAUGGAUCUGGUGAGUGCUUCAGCGGGGUUUUAUCAACAGCCGGUACACGUGGGAGGGAGGCUGGUCAGACUGCUUGUGUGCGAGGGGGCGAACGAAGCAUCAGAGAGAGUCGUUGCCGGCACGACUGUUCCUCAAUUCUUCUUCCUGUUCUCACUGAAACACAAAGCUAUCUACCAAUUAUUAGUGAAUUGA
Vicia faba (fava bean) is the source of this 342-nucleotide messenger RNA. The record is from the annotation of a GenBank genome assembly. Lineage: Eukaryota; Viridiplantae; Streptophyta; Magnoliopsida; Fabales; Fabaceae.